UUAUGGGGCCCUUCGCUUAGACGUUAGUGUCGCGGUAGUUGCCGACACCUCGAGACACCCUGCCGCCUCCACUCUCCCCAGGCACCGAGGCACGUGCCCCUCUUGUCGUCCUUCUACAUGUCAAUCUUGACUGACUUUCUCCAGAGCUGCAUAUCUAGACUUUUCAACAUAGACCACAACCGGUGGAAACUCAAUUGAUGCCUGUUAAGGUCACGACAAUAUGCAUGCCCGUGCAAUACCUAAACCCCCUGAUUGGCCCACGAAAGGGCAUUUCCAUUCCGAUCGUUUGAUCCUCCAUAUGCAGGGUUCUCCAUCAAUGUCGAUGUUAUAUAGAAGAUUAUUCGACGUGGAAUAGAAUGGCUGGAAAAGUUUCUGUGUUCUUUUGUUGUCGUCUUCCCCCUGCAUUUACGGCACGAUAACGGCCUCACCACGUCAAAUCAAUUCCAACCAUGGCCUCGGUAGAAAGUUCUCCGGCCGAUUCUUCAAUGAUCAAGGAUGCCGAUGUCACAGUGAGCAAUUGGACAGGCUUACAAGGGCGAGAAAACACAAUUGAGAGUAGUGAGGAUGUCGAAGUUGGUCAAUCAAGCAAAAUGUCCGGGGUUCUGAAUGUGAUCAUCUCGGGUCUGGCUCUCUUCAGCGACGGAUACAAUGCCCAGAUCACUUUGCAGCCAAGAUGUCUCCCGCUGACUAGUUUCUUGGUAUACGGUAGAUACAAAGAUGGCAUGUCUCCAACAAUCAAAGGUCGACUAUCGAACUCGUUUCUCAUAGGAGAAAUUUUUGGAAUGAUCUUCUUUGGUGUUCUCAUUGAUCGCCUGGGACGAAGAACGGGUGUGGCAAUGGCCACUACGUUCUUAGUUCUGGGUAUUGCAUUGGCAGCAGCUGCGCACGGGAAGUCCGAGCUUGGAAUGUUCUGGAUGAUGAUCAUUGCCCGUGGUGUGGCUGGCUUUGGAGCCGGCGGCGAGUAUCCCGUUUGCGCAACGAGUGCAACGGAGGCAGCGGACGAGACAACGAAACUUCGGAAAAACCGAGGGUUCUUGGUUGCCUCAACUACUGAUUUUGCCGUGGACCUGGGCUUUGUCUCUGCUGGCAUUGUAGCACUUAUUGUUCUCGCUUGCUAUGGUCAAGAGACUAGAGCUGGCGUAUGGCGUGUAUCCUUUGGCAUUGGAUUUGUGCUUCCCCUUGUUAUCUGCUUCUUUCGGAUUCGCAUGAUCAAUUCGACUCAAUACCGGAAACACAGCAUUAAAUCUAGGUAUCCCUAUGGGCUUAUUCUCAAAAGAUAUUGGAAGCCGAUGCUUGGAACUUGUGAGUCCCCACAUCACUCGAUUUUCUGUUCAAGUGUUGACUUUGUAGCCCUGGCGUGGUUCUGCUACGACUUCGUCACCUACCCGUUCGGAAUCUUCUCAUCCACCAUUAUCCAGCAAUUGAUGACAGACAACUCAACUGUCCAAAACAUCGGUUAUGGGACAGUGAUUAAUUGCUUCUAUCUCCCCGGAUGCCUUCUUGGCGGGUACCUCAUGGACAAAAUUGGUCGCAAGCAAAACAUGACUCUUGGUUUUAUGCUAUGGGCCAUCUGGGGCUUCAUCCUUGGCGGUGCGCUUCACCCGAUCCAAAGCGUGUUCCCGCUGUUCGUGGUGAUGUACGGCAUUUUCAUGGCCUUGGGUGAAAUGGGCCCCGGUGUAUCUACGUUUCUCUGUGCUGCCGAGUCCUUUCCCACCCCUCUCCGUGGUCACUUUCUGGGAUUUGCCGCCGCCGUGGGCAAGGCUGGUGCGUCUAUUGGAACGGAAGUGUUUACUCCCAUUCAGAACUCGUUCGAUACCACUGCAAAGGGCCAGCAAGCGGUGUUUUUGAUUGCCUCUGCUUUUACAGUGGUCGGGGGCCUCAUCGCAUGGUUCCUGAUUCCGGAUAUGUCUCGAGAGUUGGAGGAUGAGGAUGCCAAGUUCAAGGCAUACUUAGAGGAGAACGGAUAUGACGUUAGCCACUAUGGCGACGAGGCCUUGCAGGUAGAUAGGAAGAGUGGGCAUUAA
Molecule: messenger RNA, 2024 nt
Organism: Aspergillus pseudotamarii
Lineage: Eukaryota; Fungi; Ascomycota; Eurotiomycetes; Eurotiales; Aspergillaceae
Product: major facilitator superfamily domain-containing protein
Exons: 6
Coding region: 450-2024 (524 amino acids)
Biological process (GO): carboxylic acid transport; transmembrane transport
Cellular component (GO): plasma membrane
Molecular function (GO): carboxylic acid transmembrane transporter activity
Source: RefSeq, a predicted model, not a curated record